CGGCGACGCGGCCGAGCCGUCCAUUCAGACACGGACGUUUCUGCUAGAUAAUCGUAUCGCGCGCAUUACGGCACACGCGUGUGUUUUUCCGCAUUUGCCGACAACAAAGGGGGCCGACAGCCGGUCGUGGCGGCAGAGCGGCAGGGAGCAGCCCGUCGUCGUCGUCACCGUAGUCGUCAUCGUCUCUUCGCACCCAUGGCAGACCAUGAGGUCGUCCAGGCGAAAAGCAGCUGGAUUUGGGGAUGGUUUAGCUGGUCUGGAUCGUCCUCGACUAUGUUGCGCGCUGCGGAGAAGAAGAUCCUGUCGUGCUUGAAGACGGCGUAUCGCGGAUGGUACGUCGACAUUGGGCCGGUUGUGGGCCCGGCGGACAAGAUAUGGACAAUCUCGCUGAACGAGGAAUCGCCGAAGGUGCCCAUUGUCUUGCUACAUGGCUUGGGUGCUGGGGUAGCGCUGUGGUGUUUGAACUUGGACAUGCUCGCAUCCCAGAGACCGGUGUACGCCAUCGACCUGUUAGGGUUUGGCAGGAGUAGCAGACCUGUUUUUAGCAACGAAGCGCAGAAAGCUGAGGAGCAGUUGGUAAGUUCCGUGGAGGAGUGGAGGAGAGAAAUGCAGCUGGAGAAUUUCGUGUUGCUGGGUCACUCGAUGGGUGGCUUUCUCGCGGCGUCCUACGCCAUGCAAUACCCCGAGAGAGUGAAACACCUCAUAUUGGCCGACCCGUGGGGCUUCCCCGAGAAGCCGCCCGACGCUGUCGCCAAGGCACACAUACCGUUCUGGGUUAAAGCCAUCGCGUUCGCAGUGCAGCCCUUGAACCCUCUGUGGGCAGUUAGAGUUGCUGGACCAUUUGGACAGUGGCUGAUUGAGAAGACGAGGCCUGACAUCGUGAAGAAGUUCACCCCCGUAUUGAAGGACGAAACUGCUAUAAUUUCGCAAUAUAUACAUCAAUGCAACGCGCAGACACCCUCAGGCGAGAGCGCGUUUCAUGCUAUGAUGCAAGGCUUCGGGUGGGCAAAAAAUCCAAUUGUUAAGCGAAUGGAUAAACUGUCUGAUGAUAUACCUAUAACGCUACUUUACGGCAGUAGAUCGUGGGUCGACAAUACAGCUGGUGAAACGAUUAAACAGUACCGCUCUUCGUCGUACGUUAACGUUCAGGUGAUUACUGGAGCUGGUCAUCACGUUUACGCGGACAAAAGCGAAACCUUCAACAAAUACGUACUGGAGGCGUGCGCCUUAAGUGAUUCGAUACCUCGCUUGACAUCGUCGAAUUCACGUCUCUACACUAAGUCCGUAACCGAUCAAGGGAUAGAUGUAAAUUUACCGAACGAUGCGCUCGGGGAACGAAGGCCGGAGGAGAAAAACCUGAGCACAUCAGGAUCGACGGAAUCAAAGAUUUAAGUAAAAUCUAGCGUAUGGAAUACUUUCUCGUGAAAAUGGACAUUCCGGUUCUGCCAGCUGGUACAAAAAAACAUAUAGCGUGUAUUGUGAUGCACGGUGAUGUAUGUGCAAGGUAUAAGCAUACAUGUGACAUGUGAGCUUUAUGUAAUUUAUAAAUGCAAUAACGUAAAAGGAGCGUAAACUGACGGAUGUUAAUCACGUGCUGAUUGACUGUUUAUAUUAAGAUAUGUAUAAGAUAUCACAAAAUCGUUAUUCCAGUUUUAGUUUUGGAAAUUUAUGACAAUGUAUUACUGCAAAUGCGCGAAAACGUUAGAAAAAUAGUGUGAUCUUGUCAUAUAAGUAAGAUAUCGUUUUUAAUCGUUGAUUACAGAUGCUCACGGGUAAAAAAAAAUCUAUUAUACAAUAGCGUACCGUGAAAAAUUCGCGUAAAGGAUCGUCUACAAUAGAUGAAGUAAGGCUUGAUGUAAAAAGUAAGAGUAGGAGUAAAGAAAUGAAUCAUUUCAAUUUCUUUUUCCGAUCUUGACUCUGACCCUCACUCAGCGAAUUGGAGCGCAGUUUGACAAGCGCUACAAAUAUUUAAGAAAAAUGAUGCCUGUACCUUAGCUUUUACACUGAAAGGUAAAAGGUUGUGACUUUCUUCUUACUGCGUACUUCCAAUGUAGACGGUCCUUGAAUCAAAAGGGAUCAAGCGCUUAUACGAGGUGUAACUAAACAACGGAAUUUUGUACAUUGUGUACAGUCUUAGCUUUACUAACACAGGCCAUAGUAGUGUCUAGCGAAGAAUGAGCAUUUUUGUUAUUGUUAUUGUAUUAUCUCACAGCAAGAUUUUAUGUAUAUUGUAUACAAUACAAUUUAUUACUAAUAAAUUAUUUAUUGUACACACAUGUACAGAAAGUCGAGCAUUAGUAUUAUAUUUAUAUUGAAUAAAAAUUGUUUUGAUCGUAA
Molecule: messenger RNA, 2337 nt
Organism: Vollenhovia emeryi
Lineage: Eukaryota; Metazoa; Arthropoda; Insecta; Hymenoptera; Formicidae
Gene: puml
Product: abhydrolase domain-containing protein 4
Exons: 7
Coding region: 196-1392 (398 amino acids)
Cellular component (GO): lipid droplet
Source: RefSeq, a predicted model, not a curated record